Molecule: messenger RNA, 2235 nt
Organism: Aureococcus anophagefferens
Lineage: Eukaryota; Pelagophyceae; Pelagomonadales; Pelagomonadaceae
Exons: 5
Coding region: 1-2235 (744 amino acids)
Source: RefSeq, a predicted model, not a curated record
AUGCUCGUCGCGCUCCAGCGCGCGCUCGACCGGCUCUGCCACGCGAAAGACGGGCAGGCCGCGCGCGCGGAGCGUGGCGCCAUCGAGCGCGACGACGACCGCGACGCCUUCGUCGACGCGUCGAGCGUCGGCGGCCGCGCCUACGCCGACGCCUGGGCCGCGCGCAAGGAACUCGACGGCGCCGCGGAGCUCGACCGCUGGCGCGCGAACGACGGCACCGGCGGCUGCGGCGUCUUCGACGAGGCGGCGUUGGGCUUCUACCCGUUCGGCAUGGCGGAGACGGUGCCCUACCGCGCGCGGCGCACGCUCGGGCGCACGGCCCUCGGCGGGCGCAUGCACGGCGCGAUGGUCGGCACGGCCGACGACCGGGGAGCGAAGCUCGUGCGCGAGCCGCGAAAGCGGCACGCGGACGCGCUCGAAAUGGAGCUCGAGCGCGUCCGCGAGGAGGAGGCGGCCGUGUUCAAGGCGCGCGUCCGCGCCCAGGACGUCGACCACGUCGACGUGGCGGACAGCACAUCGCCGAUCCUCGGCGUGCGGGGCCUCGACGACGAUGCGCCGGAGCCGGAGCCGGAGCCGGAGCCCGAGGACGUCGUGCGCUCGGAGCGCGUGCUGCUGCCGGCGGUCAUGCCCAUGAGCUCCCGGGACUUGAAGGACCCGCACCUCCGCAUGCAGGCAAUCAGCAGCCGGGACCUGCUCGCCCAGGCGACACCGCAAACGCCGGCGGCGUCCCCGGCCUUCGUGAACAUCCCCACAUCGCCGCUCAAGAAGAAACCCAUGUUUCGACGGUCGCGGACGGACGGCACCGAUGAGAAGCUGGCCGAGAUGUACGUCGAAGACAUCAACGCAAGCGACACGCAAGAGGACGACGAGUGCUCCAAAGAGGAGCUCGAGGAGCUCGAGGAGGGGCUCGUCUGCCACAAGAUGGUGCGCUGGGAGGGGGAGUGGCGGCCCGCGGUGCGGGUCCUUUGGGAGGGCGCGGGGCGGCCGAAGUUGUGCGUCGUGGGCGCGUCGUGGGCGCCGUGCGCCGACGGCGACUGGAAAGUCUACUGGUCGGAGAACUACGGACGAACAUCUACGUGGUGCUUCAUGGACGACGUCGACGUCGCCGACGACCGAAAGGCCAUGGCCGCGCACGCGGUCGAGGCCGUGUCGCGCGCGGCCGCGGCGCUCGAGCUCAAGGCGCGCAAGGCCGACGCGGCGCGCAAGGCCGACUUCGACUCGUUGCGCGACGCCGACGCGGACGGCGCGGCCUCGGACGAGGAGUCGUCGGACGACGAGCCGAUCAUGCAAAAAAAGGCGGCCGCGGGCGGCGCGGACUCGAGCGGCUCGGACGAGGAGUCGGACGAGGAGCUGGACGGCUCGGGCAGCAGCUCGGACGAGUCGGACGAGGAGGCCAAGCCGAUCCCGAAACAGCAGCGGCCCCUCGCGACGAGCGGGUCCGCGGCGAACCGGGGCCGGGCGGCGGAGUCCGGCCGCGGCCGCGGCGCGAGCUUGGCGUCGCCCAAGCCCGUCGUCGACGGCGCGGCGUGCAAUCUCGCGUCGCACCGCAAGUCCGCGCCGGCCGCGCCGAAGGUGGCGUCCCAGGCGUGGACGCUCCAGCCGGCGGCGGAGGCGGCGGCGGCGCGCAAGGCGGCGGAGGCGGCGGCGGCGCGCCAGGCGGCGGCGGCGCGCAAGGCGGCGGCGCCGCAACCGGCGCCCGCGCCCGCGCCCGCGAUUCAGACGCGGCCCCAGUCCGUCUCGUCCAAGAGCGACGACGCGCGGUCUUUGUCGCUGGCGGCCAAGUCCGCGGGCUCGAAGCGGCCCGCGUCCGACAAGCGGCCCCAGUCCGUCUCGUCCAAGAGCGACGACGCGCGGCCCUCGUCGCUGGCGGCCAAGUCCGCGCGCCAGAAGCGGUCCGCGCCCUCGGACGACGACGCGUCGUCCUCGGACUCGGACGACGACUACGAUCCCAACGGCGGCAACGACCUCUCCGACGGCGAGGAGAUUGUGGAGCUUGUGCCCUCGCAGCGGGGGGCGGACGGCGCGGGCUCCCGGUCGCAGAUCGACGCUGCGCCGCUGUCGUUGGCGAGCCAGGCGUCGCAGUCGCUGUCGGGCGCGAUGAUGUCGCAGGCGCGGUCGCAGAACGACAUCCUUUUGAGCGGUUUGGAGGCGGACGAGGAAGCGGCGUACCUCGUGCCCCGCCUGGACAAGAUGUGCGAGGAGAUGAACACACUUUCGGGCGCGGCGGACGUUUGA